Molecule: messenger RNA, 1001 nt
Organism: Elaeis guineensis (African oil palm)
Lineage: Eukaryota; Viridiplantae; Streptophyta; Magnoliopsida; Arecales; Arecaceae
Product: plasmodesmata-located protein 8
Cellular component (GO): plasmodesma
Source: RefSeq, a predicted model, not a curated record
AAGGGCAAAGGCGCUCCCUCUUUUUCUGAUAAAGCAAAAGCACUCCCUCUAAUACUUCAAAGAAGAUCUACAAAACUAAGCAAGUAGCCAUGCUCACAAGCAUGUCCCUCAAGAAACCCUACAGACCCUUCCCCUCCUUCCUCUUUUGCUUCUUUGUCUUCUUAUAUCCCAUCCAUCAAGCCAAGGCCGCCAACUUCAUCUACGCCAGCUGCUCGCCAUCCAAGUUCCAGCCGGGCACCCCCUUCCAAACCAACCUCAUCUCCCUCCUCACCUCCGUCGCCGCCGUUGCCUCCCACUCCCAGGCCACGGCCUACAACAGCUUUGCGACAGGCACCGACUCCGCAUCCCCCCCAGGCGCGGCCGUUUACGGCCUCUACCAGUGCCAAAACGACUUGAAGGCCGAUGAGUGCUCGGCGUGCGUGCAGAGCGCCGUGGGCCAGCUCAACCUGGCCUGCCCGGACUCCUACGCCGCCUCGCUGCAGCGCGACGGCUGCUUCGUGCGGUACAGCAACGAGAACUUCCUCGGGCGGGCUGACACCAGUCUGGUAUACCGGAAGUGCAGCUCGAGCACGAGCAACGAGGAGGAAUUCUUCCGGCGGAGGGACGAGGUGCUCGCCGACCUCCAAACUGGGGCGGGGUUUCGAGUUAGCAGCUCCGGGACGGUGCAGGGCUGCGCUCAGUGCAUCGGGGAUUUGAGCUCGGCCGACUGCACUGCAUGCUUGGCUCAGGCCGUUGAGCAGCUGAAGAAUUCCUGUGGGUCGGCGACGUCGACGGACGUUUACUUGGCACAGUGCUAUGCUAAGUAUUGGACCUCCGGCUACUACUCCCGAUGUACGGCAGCGGACCCGAACGGUGGCAAUGGAAAAACCAUCGCACUAGUCGUUGGCAUCUUGGUAGGAGUGGCCCUCUUCAUGGUCUUCCUCUCGUCGAUCACAAAAGGAUGCAAGUCCCCUCACCUCCCUUCCCCUAUUUUUAUUCCUUGGAUUUCAGUGCCCAACUAA